Orbicella faveolata is the source of this 1969-nucleotide messenger RNA. RefSeq names its product nuclear envelope integral membrane protein 1-like. The record is from RefSeq and is a predicted model, not a curated record. Gene Ontology annotation, cellular component: nuclear envelope. NCBI's taxonomy places the organism in Eukaryota, Metazoa, Cnidaria, Anthozoa, Scleractinia, Merulinidae.
GACAAAAAAUAUUUUCUAACAGAAGAUUUAAAGGAACCAAAAUGAAGAGCACUUACACCACGAAUCAUAGAAAGUAAAAAUGGAAAGAGACCGUCUUCUGAAAAAAUGAAUCAGUCGCAAACAUGAUGUGAACUGUGGGUGAUAGAAUUUGAAUGAUUGACAUCUUCACUGACAUUUGCAUAUUAACCUCUUACUGUCCGGAUGCGACGGCCGUACUUGGGAAUUGACCGAGGGCCAAUAUUCUCCAGUGCAGCCCGAGCAAGCUAGGUUAGUAAGUAGUUUAUUGUAUGGCACAAAACAAAAACUACACGGCUUACGGUCCGUAUGGCAAAAUUUCAACCACAAAAGAACCAAUUAGAAUGCUCGGUUUUCUAUCCGAGCAUUCUAUAUGACAAAACUAUUUUGCCGUAUAAUAAAAAUUAUAAAACAACAUCAGCCGUUCCAAAAAAACAAAAAGCCUUUCAACCAACAAAAAAUAGUCAUCAGCAAGAUUUGUACUCUCCCUAUGACAUUUAUGGAUGCCAGAAAAAAAAAUGCUCUUUUGUUACAUGGUGACAAAGAUCCAAACGUGCUUGUUGUGUUUACAGGUAUCAUCAGCUUCUGUGUGUGUUACUAUCACGGCCCUGUGACGAGCGGCAGAGGACUGGACCUCAUACGCUGGAUGCUGCAGCUUGUUGGCCUGACGCUACUCUACAUGGGUACUCGCUCAGAUGUGGUGUCGUUCGGUGUGAUAAGCACUGUGUUUUUGUCGCAUGUUAUCCGCAGCAGUGACAUACUAAUGGGUGUUAUAAAAAUGAUGCCUCGACACUGGGUUUCCUACAGAGUCUAUUACUUCUUCUUCCCUCCAAAACACAAGUUCCUAUCACAGGAGGAAUAUGUUAUCCAAGGAUCCCAGGAAACAAGUCGAGCUUUGGACGAUCUGAGAGAAUAUUGUAACAGUCCCGAAUGUAACACGUGGCAAGUGGUUAGCAGGCUAAAGCAUCCUUCCAGAUUCGCUUCAUUCGUGGCCAGCGGACAGCACAUUCUGGAAGAGGAAAUGAAGAUCUACGACUACGAUCCCACGCCAUGGCUGACUUCUGAUAGCGAUGGAAAUGACAGCGAUCCAAAUAACGAUCUGUAGUAACAUCGCUUACAUUUCACGAAGCAACAUCAGUCAUCGAUGCUCCAGAUCGAUUUGUGCCCAGCGCCCUACAGUGAAAUUUGGAAACAUGUGGAGAUGUUGAGUUAGGGUCCCGCCCAUAAGGCAAACUUUAGCCUAAUGGGAAGGUGAAUGGGAUGCGCCCUACAUGCGCGCCAAAUGCGCCAACAGAAUAGAAGUUAAAACAGUGGUGGGUCAGUUUGUCCAGUCUUCGAUGGGCAAGGCAUUCAAAAAGACGAACCUCAGACUGAAAUGUGGAACAUAAGUGUUUCAAGCUGGACUUCAACAACACACGCAAAUACAUUUUGGUGGUUUGUUUUUUAGACUUUUUCUGUUAAAGUGUGUAAAUAUUGCGACAGCAAUAGGCAGAGAGUUUUCGGUGCAGUCGAAUAUCGCUGAAUGCCAGUCGCUUGAUACGGCGUCCGUUAAAGCAGAAUUUGACAAUUCAUGACUAGUUGGUAUGUAUUUAGUUAGUUUUUUAUUUGAAUUUUUGAAUUUGAAUUUUCGAACUACUAAAAUUCUAACAUGGUGCUAACCUGCUUACAGACUUCAAAAGAAGUAGUAGACUUCUCCACACAGGCUAAGAAAUUUUAAAAACUUUAAUCGUUGCUUUGUAAUGUCGAAAUAUCUGUAAUUCUUUUUUCCGAUCUUGACACGCGUCUUCUAAAUACAUAUAUACUAUUUCCCGGUAAGUACUGACUUAUUAUAUUUUCCUCUCUCUCUCUCUCUCUCUUUCUCUAAAAUCACUUUUGUUGUGCGCGCGCCCGGGGGGCGGGGUACUCCCUUAUGUGUGCUAUAUAGGUACGUGCGGCCCCAAAGGGUGUGGUUUUU